GCACACCCCCUCCCCCGGACUUUGCCUGAAUGUGUGUAUGAGAGCAGUUUCUCUCUCUUUCUGUGCAGGAUGCCAUAUUGAGCGAUUGGAGAGGCUGCAACUCGUGUGGAAAGGGAAGCAACUCAGAGGAACAGAGGCUUUGCACAGAGCCUUAGUAAUAGCGAACCACGAUGGCUGCUGCCCUCGGGAGGAAGCCCUCACAUAAUGAAGAUUUACGAAACUUGAAUCUUGCCGGUCAUGUUGGAUUUGACAGUCUUCCAGAUCAGUUAGUCAACAAGUCAACAACACAAGGAUUUUGCUUUAACAUUCUUUGUGUCGGUGAAACUGGUAUCGGUAAAUCAACAUUAAUGGACACUUUGUUCAACACUAAAUUUGAAAAUGCACCAGCCUCUCACACUGAACCCGGUGUUCGGUUGAAAUCAAGCAGCUAUGAACUACAAGAAAGUAAUGUACGGCUAAAGCUGACCAUUGUCGAUACAGUAGGAUUUGGAGACCAGAUAAACAAAGAAGACAGCUACAAACCUAUCGUUGAAUACAUUGACGCACAGUUUGAAGCCUACCUCCAGGAAGAAUUGAAAAUAAGGCGUUCCUUCUACAAUUAUCCUGACUCAAGAAUCCAUGCCUGUCUCUACUUCAUUGCGCCCACAGGACACUCGCUAAAAUCUCUUGACCUUGUUACUAUGAAAAAAUUGGAUAGUAAGGUGAAUAUAAUCCCCAUAAUCGCCAAAGCAGACACAAUCUCCAAGAGCGAAUUACAUAAAUUCAAGAUAAAAAUCAUGAGUGAAUUGGUCAGUAAUGGUGUGCAGAUUUACCAGUUCCCAACAGAUGAUGAAACUGUUGCUGAGAUCAAUUCGACAAUGAAUGGUCAUCUUCCAUUUGCUGUUGUUGGCAGCACUGAAGAAAUAAAGAUUGGUAAUAAAAUGGCAAAAGCUCGGCAGUAUCCCUGGGGAGUUGUCCAGGUGGAGAAUGAAAGCCACUGUGACUUUGUAAAGCUCCGUGAAAUGUUGAUUCGUGUAAAUAUGGAGGAUCUAAGGGAGCAAACACAUGCACGCCAUUAUGAACUGUACAGACGUUGCAAACUGGAGGAAAUGGGAUUUAAAGACACUGAUCCAGACAGCAAACCAUUCAGCUUGCAGGAGACCUAUGAAGCAAAAAGAAAUGAAUUUCUGACUGAGCUGCAGAAAAAGGAAGAAGAGAUGAGACAGAUGUUUGUCAUGAGGGUGAAAGAGAAGGAGUCUGAGCUGAAAGAAGCUGAGAAAGAGCUUCAUGAAAAGUUUGAUCACCUGAAGAAGACCCAUCAAGAUGAGAAAAAGAAACUUGAGGAUAAGAAGAAAGAUCUUGAGGAAGAAAUGAAUGCAUUCAACAAGAGAAAAGCAGCAACUCAGCUGCUCCAAUCACAGGCUCAGCAAGCUUCCCAGACCACCAAGAAGGACAAGGAUAAGAAGAAGUGGGGAAAGGGGUCCAGAUUGAUGGAGGACUGCCCGGAAUUGGACUCCUUAGCCCAGCCAAGAAGAGAAUCUUGGCCUUCGUUGGAGAAGACUAGGACCACUCCUUUGGAGAUGUUGGGACAUCCAUUUCUCACCAAUCGAAUGUUGCCAUCUUCUCCUCUACCUCCAGUGCAAGCUUCACAUAAGCAACUCUGGCAAGUCAAGGAUGUCACCCUAUCCAUCUGCUUAGCUCUUCUUUAUCUAAUUGUCCUGCUGCCUGUCCCCUUCUGGAUGAGAUUCCUAGGCUAUAGAAGAGCUACAAUGUAUGCACGUACCACGCAGAAGAAUUCUUUCUUGAGUCAUCAUUAUUUCUGCUCCUUCCUGGUCACAUUUCUUGUACUGUGGCUUGUUGAACCUCAGUAUUUUAUAGUUUUGACACAGAAAAAAUAUCCUAAUAAAAUAACCUACUUGUGACAGGAACAAGAUCAGACAGUGUAAUAUUUAGAAACAGUUGAUCUUCUGAAUUUAUGAUAGUAUCUAAUGUUAUUUGUAGAAUCGUUCUUUGCAGCAUCAGAAACCAUGCGCUCAAUGUUCUGUCACUGAUGAUUCUUGCUGUUGUUGCAUUGUUUCAAACUUUUCAAAAGUUUACCACUAUUUCUUUUCUUCAAUCCACAUUUGCAAGUAAACUUAAAUUUCCAAAUUUCUUUAAACAACUAAUGAAAAACAUGUUUUUAGUCAAUCAUAACAGACUCUACUGCAUAAAAUUGAAUUAGCAUGGAAAAACUGAUUGACCCUUUAAUGCAUCACAAUGCAGACACUUAAUAUUUUUAUCAGAGUUUUCGGAAACGGGGAUAAUUAAAGAUGGCCAAGGCUUUUUAUAAGAGACCGAGUUGCAAUUUUAUUAUUAGUUUAUAAGUGUUAAUGUUAUCAUACCAUGACCACUUUAAUAAUAUAUGCCCUAAUAAACAGUUUGUUUUUAGGAUUUUGCAAAAGCUAAUAUGUACAGUCUCUGGAUUUUACCUUGGCCUACUUAAUGCACCAUUUGUAAACUUGACAUCAAUGGAGAAAUUACAUUCUUUUAUUGAUUUAACACAGAUAUUGAUAGCAAUUCUGCAUUAAUAUUUAAGAAAGUUUAAAGUGAAAUAAUAACCAACAAUUAAUAAUUGAUGUAACAGCAUUUAUUCUGAUGUUAGAAGUCAAUAUUGAAGUCAAUAUAAAAGUACAAAAGUUGCACAAAUGCUGCAAUGCUGAGGUGGUCUUGGAUGGAAACUAUCCUAUCACAAUUAUACUGGUUGUUCAGAGGUGCAAUGUUGUUGAUCUAGUACAGUAUGCUUUUCUGUAACCAGCCAUACAUUUGAACCAUUGAUGUGGAGACUGUGAAAUGUUCUGUAAGAAAAUAAACUGAUUUUAAACCACAGCUUCACUCUAA
Messenger RNA from Chiloscyllium plagiosum (whitespotted bambooshark), 2856 nucleotides. The record is from RefSeq and is a predicted model, not a curated record. NCBI's taxonomy places the organism in Eukaryota, Metazoa, Chordata, Chondrichthyes, Orectolobiformes, Hemiscylliidae.